AGGAUCCGAUGUGAACACAAUACCCCAACCCUAACCCUAAUUUCCUGCUAGACACUGCGCGCCGAGGUUACGCCGACUUAAUACUUACUCUGGACUACUAUAGCGCUAGAUAAUGGCCACUAACAAUAUUAACACGACCGCAGGACCAUCCACAGCAGCAGCAACCGUACACAACGUCCACCCCUUACCGAUCCCAAGGGAUGGCGUCCCUCUCAUGCACCCAGCUCGCACGCCCCCUGUACUACCAUGGCCGGAUAUCGGACACCUUGCCAAGUGGUCAGUUUCUUCAUACAAAUUUGGGUUUGGUGCAGAGUGUCUUAGAGACGGGGAUCCUGAUACGUUCUGGCAUUCCGAUGGCCCACAGCCUCACUUUAUCACGGUGGAGUUCCCUCGCAAGGUGGCAAUUCAGAAAAUUAGUAUCUUCCUCAGUUGGCCACAGGAUGACUCAUACACCCCAUCGACUCUCGCUAUCCGUGCAGGAACUGGUCCAAGUGACCUUCAAGAUGUGCGGGUCGCUACACUAGAAAAACCAGACGGCUGGAUAACAUUUGACGUUUCCUCAGAACCUGACGAAGACGGAACCUCAUUCAAACCUGUACACGCGUACGUGCUACAAGUUAUCGUGGUACAAAACCACAUGAGUGGAAAAGAUACCCAUAUACGAGGGCUGCGUGUCCUUGGUCCUCAGGAAGAAGAUGCUACUGAUGGCGAUCCUUUCCCUUGGAAGUCAUCGGAAUUCAAGAUGUACGAAAGAUUGCGAUGAACAGCACGCAUCCAGACCACCGUGCUCAGUGCUAAGUAGGUUACGAUUAUAAGUAAUGGUAUACCUGUGCACGAGAUUUCGAUAACCAGAAGAAAGAAUGGACUGAAACGCGCAAGAACGACACCCACCACAUCAAAUAAAAGAUAUGACACUGGAAAAUGAUCUUACGCGGGUAGAUUCCAAGCAACAAGAGUUCGAAGGCGUGACUCGGAAGAGUGACGGUGAAUGUCUGGGGCCAGAGUCUGGCGAACUCUGGGGUAACGAUGUAUUGAUGUACUAGUGAACAUACAAAUAGAAAGAGCUCCAUUCCUGCC
Molecule: messenger RNA, 1077 nt
Organism: Suillus paluster
Lineage: Eukaryota; Fungi; Basidiomycota; Agaricomycetes; Boletales; Suillaceae
Product: anaphase-promoting complex, subunit 10-domain-containing protein
Exons: 7
Coding region: 113-763 (216 amino acids)
Biological process (GO): protein K11-linked ubiquitination; anaphase-promoting complex-dependent catabolic process
Cellular component (GO): anaphase-promoting complex
Source: RefSeq, a predicted model, not a curated record